AUGGCGUUAACAUACACGGAAGUUGCACAGGUGGCAGAAACAGAACCUGAGGCAAGUGAGGGCAAGAUGCUACUCCAGAGUUGGCUAAACAAGAGUAUGAAAGUAGAGAUGACUGAUGGACGCACUCUUAUUGGCAUGUUUCUGUGUACAGACCGAGACAGAAAUGUAAUACUUGGAUCAUGUGAAGAAUAUCUGCAGCCACCAGGAAAUGAAGGAAAGAAAGAGGAGCCUAGGAUCUUAGGUUUAGCGAUGAUUCCUGGCCAUCAUAUUGUCAGCAUUCACAUAGACGAUGAUUCAAAAAAUGUUGCAGAAUUAUGACAAGACCUAGAAUAACUACUAAGAUAACAACUUUAUCAGAUGAAAUGUGUACUGUGUGUGCCAACAAAUAGCAGUCAUAUUUUUUCGAAAUUGCUGCUAGUGCUGUGAUGACUCUAAACUUGUUCGCGACAGUUUAUUCAUGUUCACUGGUGUUGAUGACAGAGAAAUGGGGGCAAUGGUUUUGCUUGCCAAUCGUUUGUUAGUGAGACUUGAACUACUCCUGAACUAGUCAUCAUUUUGAACAAAACACAACAGCAGGGACAUAGAGCAUGUAUUAUUAUAUUCAGUAAGUGUUACAUGUAAAAGCUGGGGUUUGAGCUUGUGAAGGAAGACUGAUAGACAUGUCAUGACUGCAGGGGCGUAGCUUCCUUUAGGCCGUGUAGGCCGCGGCCUACACAUUUUUCAGAAAAUCAAAUUAAUAAAAUUGCUAAAUCUGCAAUAAAGGCAUAGGGGCUUAAAUUUGAAAUCCCGACAAAUGCGUCUUAAUAUAAAUUUAAUUCAAGGUAAAAAAAGAUUGAUAUUGUUGUUCUCAUUAAUGUUUUUACAACAAAACGCACCAACCACAACAUAGCUAAAAUAAAAAUCGAGGGCGGGGGGGGGAGACACCCCAAGAAAGUGGCCUACACAUAUAUUUUCGUCAAGCUACGCCCCUGAUGAGAAAUGGUGGCCAAUUCAAAGUUUUAUUACAAUAGUGUAAAUAUUAUGUACCUGUCAUAGUCAAAUUAUGUUUUACAUGUAUAAUGUAACCACUGAUUGUGAUAUAAUUGCUUUAAUGAAUUAAAUUCAUUAAAGAUUUAAUUUGAAUAUUGUAUUCAUAUUAUAAUAUUAUUCAGUAUUUUCUUGAAGCAUUUUACUGCCUUCUAAAGCCUGUUUCUCCAAGCAAAAACUGGCUCUUUUCUAAAUAUGUUUAAAAUAUGACACUCAUUCCGUGAUUAAAAAGAAGCCAUGUUCGAAUUAAAGCUGCACUCUCACAGAUUGAAUGUUUUGACAGUUUAUUUUUAUUUGUUUUGUCUUGGAACGAGCCAAUUUUUGCGUAAAAAAGGCAUUAAAAAACAGUGAUAUAAGACUGCUGACAACAAUUCAGAUUGCAGGUUUUCAUUUUUAUGUUAAUUUUUUUUAUGUAUUUGACGUAAAGCGUUAGUAACACUUUUAGCUAUAAGUCAUUAAUUUUCGAACUUAAAUAAGAAAAACUGUGAUCUGAUCUUUUAUCAGCCUUAUAUCACUGGUUUCACGCAAAAAUUGGCUCAUUCCAAGACAAAAAAACAAAAGAACUUGUCAAAACGGUAAAUCUGUGAGAGUUCAGCUUUAAAACACACAUUUUCGCACAAUAUCUGCUUUUAUGCACAUUUUAUAGAAAUAGAAACAAACGUAUAUUUGCUAUUAUAUCAUUGCUUUGGCAUGUUUUUCCACUUUUCGAAGUCUAAACAUUUUUGAAGGCAAAGGCAAAGAAAACAAAAUCACUCCUACUAUAAAUAAUCUAAAUGACACAAACAAACUCCUGUAGCAAAUAUGUUGGUUGUAAAUGCCUAGUGCGUCCUAUUACUUUGAAAUGUAUACAGUGUUGUGACAUAAAAAUUGCUUUAGGCUUCUGGGGUUCUUUUAAAAACUACUCUGAUUUACACACACAAUCGAUUAAUAUGAUUGGUUCUGUUUUUACAUUUUCCCAUUAGGGCUAUUCCAUUUAAACAUGUAACCCCCGGGGGGGAAGGCACUUUUAAAUUAUGCCCCCCUCCCUACAGAAGCAAAUUUACCCUUGUAGGGUCCAACUUAGCGAAAAAAGACGUCCACCUAGAUAUAGUAUUUUAUUCCCCUGUGGGUUAUAUGUUUUAUUGGAAUAGCCCUUAGAUAACAUACAAUGUACAUGACAAAAUGUGUAUUAUUGCAUUGGCAUUCAGCUAUUAUAUGAUUAUCUGAGACACAUCAGCUCAUGAAUGUUUUAAAUUUGCUUCUAGUAAUGACAAAUAUGGCUUGGUAUGUUUUUGGUGCCAGCACAACUAUUUGAGGCUGAUAACUUCAUUAUUUAUAAUCCAAUCAUGAUGAAACUCAUGAUGAGUCGGAAGGCAUAAUGUCUCGUUCAAGUUUGAUUGUCGGAUAAACAUAUCAUGGUCCAUAUUGUCCCGAAAUGUGGUCGGUAAUGUCCCCAAAUCUGGUCCUUUAUGUCUGGUCCGUGAUGUCCAUGGUCCGUUAUGUCCGUGACCCGGAUAAAUUACCUCAGUAACUAGAGAGUUAUGCCCCGUUUUACAUUAAAAAAGGUUCAUAUCUUGUGCAAACUAACUAUAUUUAUAACCAAAUUUAGCCAAUUAUCAUAACUCUUGCUGACCGUGUUUGCGGUAACAAUUGUCAGAUCAAGUUUGAUCUGAAGAUAAAUUGCCCCAGAAACACCAGAAUUAUUUCCCUUUUACAUUGAAAGAUAGUAUUUUUAUUGUACAGACAAAACAUCAGACAUAAAAUUGAUUUCAUAUCUAAUACCCUAUUACGGCAUAAUACUUUAUUUUAUGCUUUUCAUUGGUUUAUAGAUAUUUUUCAGUGAAAUUAAAUGUAAAUUUCACUGUUUCAGACCGUGAAAAUGUCAAUUUGAUGUUUCACUAUUAAAAAAUAAAGCUCGCUCACGA
Molecule: messenger RNA, 2930 nt
Organism: Mya arenaria
Lineage: Eukaryota; Metazoa; Mollusca; Bivalvia; Myida; Myidae
Product: N-alpha-acetyltransferase 38, NatC auxiliary subunit-like
Exons: 4
Coding region: 1-318 (105 amino acids)
Cellular component (GO): NatC complex
Molecular function (GO): RNA binding
Source: RefSeq, a predicted model, not a curated record